Messenger RNA from Myotis daubentonii (Daubenton's bat), 3652 nucleotides. RefSeq names its product sestrin 2 (gene SESN2). Gene Ontology annotation, biological process: cellular response to L-leucine; positive regulation of macroautophagy; regulation of response to reactive oxygen species. Gene Ontology annotation, cellular component: nucleus. NCBI's taxonomy places the organism in Eukaryota, Metazoa, Chordata, Mammalia, Chiroptera, Vespertilionidae. Gene Ontology annotation, molecular function: oxidoreductase activity, acting on peroxide as acceptor; L-leucine binding. The record is from RefSeq and is a predicted model, not a curated record.
GCAUCUGAUUGGCUGCGGCGUGGGGCUUUUGUGUCCCGCCCUCCCCCGGGGACCGCAGCGGGCUGGAGGCGCUGCUGGUGUCAGAGCCCUGCGAAAGCUGGCAGUUCCGCGGCGGGGAUGCCGAGCAGCGCGGUGUCCACCGGCAGCCCCUGCCACUGAGGACUUCAGAGGCGCCCCAGGCCGUGAAGACCCGCGCGCCGCGGCCAACCCCCGGCUUCCGAGUCCAUUCGCCGCUCCAGAAGCCCGGCGCGAGGAGAGUCCGGCGAGGCAGCGGCCGUUCCUGGACUCUGGGCUUUGGGAGCGUCUGGAGCCCUGAGAGACACCCCGGGUUCUAGAACCUCCCCGGCGGCCCCCGGUCCCGGCUUCCUGCGGGCGUCCGGCCACAAACCCCUCCGGUGCCCGGGUCGGCGGCCAGCCGCGCCUGGGUCCUGGCGCACACCAUGAUCGUUGCGGACUCUGAAUGCCGCACGGAGCUGAAGGGCUACCUGCCGUUCUCCCGGGGCGACGGCGGCGGCGGCGGCGGCAGCAGCCCCGGGGCCGGAGAGGAGCAGAGGAUGAGGUGGGCUCGGGGAGGCCCUCGAGGACCCAGCGCCUUCAUCCCAGUGGAGGAGGAUGGGAGGGGAACCCAUCCUCUCCUCACCUUUGCUUGGCAGGUCCUACGGGAGGGAGCUGAGAGCCUCGAGCAGAACCUGGGGCUGGAGGCACUGAUGUCCUGUGGGCGUGUGGACAACCUGGCAGUGGUGAUGGGCCUGCACCCCGACUACCUUAGCAGAUUCUGGCGCCUGCACUACCUACUGCUGCACACAGAUGGGCCCCUGGCCAGCUCCUGGCGCCACUACAUUGCCAUCAUGGCUGCUGCCCGCCACCAGUGUUCCUACCUGGUGGGCUCCCACAUGGCCGAGUUUCUGCAGACUGGCGGUGACCCUGACUGGCUGCUUGGCCUCCACCGUGCCCCUAAGAAGCUGCGUAAGCUUAAUGAGAUCAACAAGUUGCUGGCACAUCGCCCAUGGCUCAUCACCAAGGAGCAUAUCCAGGCCUUGCUGAAGACGGGUGAGCAUAGCUGGUCCCUGGCUGAGCUCAUCCAGGCCCUGGUCCUGCUCACCCACUGUCACUCACUGGCCUCCUUCGUGUUUGGCUGUGGCAUCCUCCCUGAGGGGGACCCGGAGGGCAGCCCUGUACCCCAGGCACCUUCACCCCCCAGCGAGCAAAGCAGCCCCCCCAGCAGAGACUCAUUGAACAAUUCUGGGGGCUUCGAGGCUGCCCGAGACGUGGAGGCUUUGAUGGAACGCAUGAGGCAGCUGCAGGAGAACCUAUUGCGGGAUGAGGGAGCGUCUCAGGAAGAGAUGGAGAGCCGCUUUGAGCUGGAGAAGUCGGAGAGCUUGCUGGUGACCCCCUCGGCUGACAUUCUGGAGUCCUCUCCACACCCAGACAUGCUGUGCUUUGUAGAAGACCCCACUUUUGGAUAUGAGGACUUCACCCGGCGAGGGACGCAGGCGCCCCCUACCUUCCGUGCCCAGGAUUAUACCUGGGAAGACCAUGGCUACUCCCUGAUCCAGAGGCUUUACCCGGAGGGUGGGCAGCUGCUCGAUGAGAAGUUCCAGGCAGCCUACAGCCUCACCUACAACACCAUGGCCAUGCACAGCGGAGUGGACACCUCCAUGCUCCGCAGGGCCAUCUGGAACUACAUCCACUGCGUCUUUGGCAUCAGGUAUGAUGACUAUGACUAUGGGGAGGUGAACCAGCUCCUGGAGCGGAACCUCAAGGUCUAUAUCAAGACAGUGGCCUGCUACCCAGAGAAGACCACCCAGAGAAUGUACAGACUCUUCUGGAGGCACUUCCGCCACUCAGAGAAGGUCCACGUGAACUUGCUGCUCCUGGAGGCCCGCAUGCAAGCUGCCCUGCUCUAUGCCCUCCGUGCCAUCACCCGCUACAUGACCUGACUCCCACACAGGACCCGGGCCCGGAGCAGCUAACUCUCGGGGCAUCCUCUCUGCAGGAACUUUUCUGUCUGGAGACAGACCCAAUCCUUUCUGUCCCAGGCCCACCCACCACACUCAGGGGGUGGGCUUUUGUGUGAGGUGCAGCCCCCCACCCACACCCUACAUUUUCUCACUGGAAUGGACAGGAUCUCUGGGAUCUCAGCUUUGGCCCUGGGAGCUGGAAGAGGACUAGCAGAUCCCCAGGGGCCAUGCCCUCUUCCUGCCCCUGAACCCAGAGUCAGAAGGCACAGGAAGUAAAAUGGGCUGAGUUCGGAUUUAUGUACCUCCAGGUGGGGCCCACCACAAGUACUGUGGCCUUCCUGGACUAGGACGGUCCCCGGCUGGCCCCUGAGGGAGAGGGGCAAACACCUGCAGGGACUGACACUCCAAGCAGCUUUCCUUUUCCUCCAUCAUUCCCAUUUCAUUACCUCUCACCUGCCAUUAACCCAUCAAUGUGAAAGUCGGGGUCACAGCUGGUCUGUGCAUCCAGCUCCCCAAAAACCUGUUCAGUUGGGCAGCCUGAAGGCCCUUUGUUUCCUCAUUGCCCCAAUCCUAUUUCAUUUCCUUUGACCUCCUCUGACCUCCCCGCCUUUCUCCCACACCUGGUGGUGUGAGGCCCCAGAAGAGAGACCAAGCACAUCAAAAAAGCUGAUGAUCUCUAGAGAAUUUGAGUAGCUUUGUGGGUCACUUUGCCUUUUGAAGUGUAGGGAGUAUUAGAUUAUAAAUUCUCUGUAUUUUGGUCCUUUAUGGAUGAAGUCCAAACCUCUCCAGGGCCUCACCUUUAGAGCCACAGUCAAUGGCUGUGAGGCGGAGGACGACGGGGCAAUCUUCUCCCCAGAGCUUGCGCCUCUCCUGUCUCCUGAGCUCUGCUGCAGAUAUUUGCCAAAAACAUGAUCCUUUCUAGGUGGCACAUGGCCCAGUGGGAGAGAUGGGAGACCCCAGGGUUGUUUGGGCCCUGCCACUGGCCGGGUGACCAUGGCUAUGUUGCCAAACCUCCUUAACCCCGAUUUCCUGGGUUUCAGACUAAGGGGAGGGGAUACUUUUCAUGCCUGAGUCUUCACUCUGGGUGUCUCAGGCCAACCUGCCAGCAGUGAACUGCAAAUCGUGCAGGAUUUUGAAGGCCUCCGGGCACUCCCACUCUUGCAGUCAGUCUUCUGGCUGCCUUCCAAGGACCACCCAGAUUCUGUCCCCUCUCCUCAGUUUUAGGUGGAUCACUUGGAGGCAGAAGCAGCCACGGACUGACCCCAGGCACUUUCUAUAGCAAACAAGCUGUGAAUUACGACUUCCCCUGCCCUUCUUCCGGCCAUAUGUGCCUCCUCUCUGACCAGUUUGGAGGUGACUGAAGAAAGGCAAGGGCCAGAUGCUGCUUGCUUCUGACCCUCCUCCCUGGGGUGGGGCAGGAAAGGAGCCUGGUCAGUGUGCCACAUUUCAUACCCAUGCAGGCAUGGGGAAGCGACUGGCACCCUCAGACCUCACAGCCCUCCCUGCAGUGAAGCUGGGCAGGAGGGAAGAGGCCUCAGCCUGGGUUUAGAGUCGAGAGAGGACAGGAUGACUCUGUAAAUGUUCUGUGGGUGGAUAGGGAGAGGUAUUCAGUGUUCAAGUGCACACGUCUUUGGCUUUGUUACCAGUUCUGUAUGAUGAGAAAUAAAAGUUCACCGAGGUUUUGUUUUGUA